GGGUUCGCGCUGCCGGCGUUGAGGGGACGCGAGGCGGGAGCGCGGGUGGCCGUUCCGUGACGCGCAAACAGCGGUGCUCGGGCUCUGCCGGGAGGGUUCUGUUCUCUACCUACCGCCGUUCUGAGGAAACGCGAUCGUUUCGAUGUUCUGAACGCUCUCGGCAAUCCAGUUGUGCCCUUUUAUACGAGAUAGGCUGCCGGGAUGCUGAAGUUCAAGCACAGCACGCGCACCACGGCUGACACGGGUCCUAUGGAGCCCAUUGCCAGCCGUGCCUCUCGCCUCAAUCUGCUCUUUCAGGGGAAGCCACUCUUUGUGACUCAACAGCAGAUGUCUCCUCUCUCCCGGGAAGGCAUCCUCGAUUCUUUAUUCGCUCUUUUUGAAGAAUGUAGAAACCCUGCUUUAAUGAAAAUCAAACACGUUGGCAACUUUGUCAAGAAGUAUGCAGAGACUAUAGCUGAAUUAAGGGAACUCCAACCCAGCGUGAAGGAUUUUGACGUAAAGAGCGUGGUUGGCUGUGGUCACUUUGCAGAUGUAAAAGUAGUAAGGGAGAAAGUUACUGGUGAUGUGUACGCUAUGAAGGUGAUGAGCAAGGAGUCUUUGUUGGCACAGGAGCACGUGUCAUUUUUUGAGGAAGAACGCAGUAUAUUAUCUCAGAGUACCAGUCCAUGGAUUCCACAGUUACAAUAUGCAUUUCAAGACAAGAAAAAUCUUUACUUGGUUAUGGAGUACCAGCCUGGAGGGGACUUGCUGUCACUCUUAAACCGGUAUGAGGACCAACUAGAUGAGAGCAUGGUGCAGUUUUAUCUUGCAGAGCUGGUUCUAGCUAUUCACAGUGUCCACCAGAUGGGUUAUGUACACCGAGAUAUCAAACCAGAGAAUGUUCUUAUUGACCGGACAGGACACAUUAAAUUGGUAGACUUUGGGUCAGCUGCCAAAAUGACAGUAAACAAAACGGUAAAUGCCAAGCUGCCUGUUGGCACACCUGAUUACAUGGCACCAGAAAUGUUAACAGGUUUGAAUGGGGAUGGCAAAGCUUCUUAUGGUCCAGAGUGUGACUGGUGGUCCUUAGGAGUCAUUGCGUAUGAAAUGAUUUAUGGAAGAUCUCCAUUCACUGAAGGAACUUCAGCAAAAACUUUUAAUAACAUCAUGAAUUUCCAGAGAUACUUGAAGUUCCCAGAGGAUGUGAAAGUUAGCAGUGAAUUUCUUGAUCUGAUCCAGAGCUUGCUUUGUGGGCAAAAGGAAAGGCUGGGUUAUGAGGGACUCUGCUGCCAUCCGUUCUUUUCUAAAAUUGACUGGAAUAAUAUCCGUAACUCUCCUCCCCCCUUCGUUCCUACUCUCAAGUCUGAUGAUGACACCUCAAAUUUUGAUGAACCAGAGAAGAAUUCGGGGGUUUUAUCCUCUACACGGCAGUUGAACCCGGCAGGUUUCUCGGGUGAAGAUUUGCCUUUUGUAGGGUUUUCAUUCAUCAAGGCAUUGGGGACCCUCAGAUCAGAAUCCGUGCUUUCAAGUGUGGAUUCUCCAGCAAAGGUCAGCUCCAUGGAAAAGAAACUUCUUCUCAAGAGCAAAGAACUCCAAGACGCCCAGGACAAGUGUCACAAGAUGGAGCAGGAAAUGACGCGGUUGCACCGGAGAGUGUCAGAGGUGGAGGCUGUACUUAGCCAAAAGGAGGUGGAACUGAAAGCCUCUGAGACCCAGCGAUCCCUCCUGGAGCAGGACCUGGCCACCUAUAUCACAGAAUGCAGUAGCUUAAAGCGAAGCCUGGAGCAGGCACGGAUGGAGGUGUCUCAGGAAGAUGAUAAGGCCCUACAGUUACUUCAUGAUAUCAGAGAGCAGAGCCGAAAACUGCAAGAGAUCAAAGAACAGGAAUAUCAAGCUCAAGUAGAAGAAAUGAGGUUGAUGAUGAAUCAGUUGGAAGAGGAUCUUAUUUCAGCUCGCAGGCGUAGUGAUCUUUAUGAAUCGGAGUUGAGAGAGUCCCGAAUGGCCGCCGAAGAAUUUAAACGUAAAGCUACUGAAUGUCACAACAAAUUGCAAAAGUUACAGGUUAAAGAUCAAGGAAAAAGCGAAGCAGGAGAAUUAUAUUGCAAAUUAGAGAAGAUCAAUACAGAGCAGCAAGCCAAGAUCCAGGAGCUGCAGGAAAAGCUGACAAAGGCUGUGAAGGCUAGCUCAGAGGCAACUGAAUUGCUUCAGAAUAUCCGUCAAGCUAAGGAGAGAGCUGAGAAGGAGUUAGAGAAACUUCAAAAUCGGGAAGAUUCUAAUGAAAGCAUGAAGAAGAAAUUGCUUGAAGCAGAGGAACGGCGCCAUUCUCUGGAGAAUCAAGUGAAGAGAUUAGAGACUGUGGAACGAAGAGAAAAUCGACUAAAGGAAGAUAUUCAGACUAAAUCUCAACAGAUUCAACAGAUGGCAGAAAAAAUUCUGGAGCUGGAAGAAAAGCAUCGAGAGGCUCAGAUCUCAGCACAACAUCUGGAGUUGCAGCUGAAACAGAAGGAACAAUUCUAUGAGGAGAAACUCAAAGUUUUGGAAAACCAGAUGAAGAAAGAUCUUGCUGAUAAGGAAGCACUUGAGAAUAUGCUCAGAAGACACGAAGAAGAAGCGCGUGAGAAAUGUAAAGUCCUGGCUGAACAGAAAGCGAUGAUCAAUGCAAUGGAUUCGAAGAUUAGGUCACUGGAGCAGAGAAUAGUGGAAUUGUCUGAGGCCAAUAAACUGGCUGCAAAUAGCAGCCUUUUUACCCAGAGGAACAUGAAAGCCCAAGAGGAGAUGAUUUCAGAGCUCAGACAACAGAAGUUCUACUUGGAAACCCAAGCUGGAAAGUUAGAGGCCCAGAAUCGAAAAUUAGAGGAACAAUUGGAAAAGAUGAGUCACCAAGAUCACACUGACAAGAACCGCCUGCUAGAGUUGGAGACUAGGCUGCGAGAGGUUGGUUUAGAGCAUGAAGAACAGAAGCUGGAACUCAAAAGGCAGUUGACAGAAUUGCAGCUGACGCUUCAGGAGCGGGAAUCUCAAAUUACUGGGCUGCAGGCUGCACGGACAGCCCUGGAGAAUCAGCUCCGUGAGGCCAAAACUGAACUAGAAGAGACCACAGCUGAGGCAGAGGAAGAGAUUCAAGCUCUCACGGCACAUAGAGAUGAAAUCCAGCGUAAAUUUGAAGCCCUUCGUAAUAGCUGCACAGUGAUUACAGAUUUGGAAGAACAGCUGAACCAGCUCAGUGAAGACAACGCAGAACUGAACAAUCAGAAUUUCUUCCUGUCCAAACAACUUGAUGAGGCCUCAGGGGCCAAUGAUGAGGUUGUCCAGUUGCGAAGUGAAGUUGACCAUCUCCGUCGAGAGAUCACUGAGAGAGAGAUGCAGCUUACCAGUCAGAAACAAACUAUGGAGGCCUUGAAGACAACAUGUACAAUGCUGGAAGAGCAAGUAAUGGACUUGGAGGCCCUGAACGAUGAACUCUUGGAGAAAGAGCGUCAGUGGGAAGCGUGGAGAAAUGUUCUAGGGGAUGAGAAGUCUCAGUUUGAAUGUCGUGUCAGAGAGUUGCAGAGGAUGCUGGAUACUGAGAAACAGAGCAGAGUGAGAGCAGAUCAGCGUAUUACUGAAUCUCGCCAGGUGGUAGAACUAGCUGUCAAAGAACACAAGGCAGAGAUUCUAGCCCUCCAGCAAGCACUAAAAGAACAAAAACUCAAAGCUGAGAGCCUUUCUGAUAAGCUCAAUGAUCUGGAGAAGAAGCAUGCUAUGUUGGAGAUGAAUGCACGCAGUUUACAACAGAAGCUUGAGACAGAAAGGGAGCUCAAGCAGAGGCUUCUGGAGGAGCAGGCAAAGCUGCAGCAGCAAAUGGAUCUGCAAAAGAACCACAUCUUCCGCUUAACUCAAGGUCUGCAGGAGGCUCUAGAUCGAGCAGAUCUUCUGAAGACUGAAAGAAGUGAUCUGGAAUAUCAGCUGGAAAACAUUCAGGUUCUCUAUUCCCAUGAAAAAGUGAAAAUGGAGGGCACUAUUUCUCAGCAAACCAAACUCAUUGAUUUCCUGCAAGCAAAGAUGGACCAACCAGCAAAAAAGAAAAAGGGCCUGUUUAGUCGGCGGAAAGAGGACCCUUCUUUACCCACACAGGUUCCCCUGCAAUACAAUGAGCUGAAAGUGGCACUGGAGAAGGAGAAAGCUCGUUCUGCUGAGCUGGAGGAGGCUCUACAGAAAACACGCAUUGAGCUCAGAUCUGCUCGUGAGGAAGCUGCUCAUCGGAAAAUAUCAGACCACCCUCAUCCAUCCACUCCAGCUACAGCCAGGCAGCAGAUCAUCAUGUCUGCCAUAGUCCGCUCACCAGAGCAUCAGCCUACCCCAAUCAGCCUGCUAGCUCCACCCUCCAGUCGCAGGAAGGAAUCCUCCACACCAGAGGAGUACAGUCGGCGCCUGAAAGAGCGAAUGCAUCAUAAUAUCCCACAUCGUUUUAAUGUGGGGCUAAAUAUGAGAGCAACAAAAUGUGCAGUGUGUCUGGAUACUGUGCACUUUGGACGGCAGGCAUCUAAAUGUCUUGAAUGCCAAGUGAUGUGUCACCCAAAAUGCUCAACUUGCUUGCCAGCUACUUGUGGACUGCCAGCAGAAUAUGCCACGCAUUUCUCUGAAGCGUUCUGCCGGGAUAAAAUGAAUUCUCCUGGUCUGCAGCUGAAGGAGCCAAGCAGCAGUCUACGUCUUGAAGGGUGGAUGAAAGUGCCAAGGAAUAAUAAACGUGGGCAACAGGGCUGGGACAGGAAGUAUAUUGUCCUGGAAGGAACAAAAGUGCUCAUUUAUGAUGCAGAAGCAAGAGAAGCUGGACAGAGGCCUCUGGAAGAAUUUGAGCUCUGCCUUCCUGAUGGGGAUGUAACUGUUCAUGGAGCUGUAGGAGCUACUGAACUUACCAAUACAGCAAAGACAGAUGUGCCAUAUAUCCUAAAAUUGGAGUCUCAUCCACACACCACUUGCUGGCCUGGUAGAACACUCUACCUGUUAGCACCCAGCUUCCCUGACAAACAGCGCUGGGUCACAGCACUGGAAUCAAUAGUGGCAGGUGGGAGAGUUUCCAGAGAAAAAGCUGAGGCUGAUGCUAAGUUGCUUGGGAACUCCCUGCUGAAGCUAGAGGGUGAGGACCGUUUGGAUAUAAAUUGCACAAUGCCCUUCAGUGACCAGGUUGUACUGGUGGGUGCAGAGGAAGGUCUCUAUGCCCUGAACGUAUUAAAGAAUUCCUUAACGCACAUCCCAGGAGUGGGUGCUGUGUUCCAAAUUCACCUCAUCAAGGAUCUGGAGAAGCUACUCAUGAUAGCAGGAGAAGAAAGAGCUUUGUGUCUUGUUGAUGUAAAAAAGGUGAAGCAAUCUCUAGCCCAGUCUCACCUUCCAGCCCAGCCUGAUAUCUCACCAAACAUUUUUGAGGCUGUCAAAGGAUGUCAUCUUUUUGCUGCUGGCAAGGUUGAGAAUGGUCUUUGCAUCUGUGCAGCCAUGCCCAAUAAAGUGGUUGUUCUGCGAUACAAUGAGAGCUUGAGCAAGUUCUGUAUCAGAAAGGAGAUUGAAACCUCAGAGCCUUGCAGCUGUAUCCAUUUGACCACUUACAGCAUCAUUAUUGGAACCAACAAGUUCUAUGAAAUUGAGAUGAAGCAGUACACACUAGAAGAGUUCCUGGAUAAAAAUGACCACACUUUGGCCUCCGCUGUGUUUGCUGCAUCCACCAACAGUUUCCCAGUCAGCAUCAUCCAAGUGAACCCAACAGGGCAGAGAGAGGAGUAUCUGCUGUGUUUUCACGAGUUUGGUGUCUUCGUGGAUUCCUAUGGAAGACGCAGUAGGACUGAUGACCUGAAAUGGAAUCGUUUACCUUUAGCUUUUGCCUACAGGGAGCCUUAUCUGUUUGUGACCCACUUCAAUUCCCUUGAAGUGAUAGAGAUUCAGGCACGGGCUUCUCUAGGAACUCCUGCACGAGCCCACUUGGAGAUUCCAAAUCCACGGUAUCUAGGGCCUGCAAUUUCAUCUGGAGCUAUCUACUUGGCCUCCUCCUACCAAGAUAAAUUAAGGGUGAUUUGCUGCAAGGGCAAUCUGGUGAAGGAGACCAACAAUGAGCACCACAGAGGAUCUUCUGCAACACGCAGCUGUUCGCGUCCAUUAUUUUUGAAUGACAGCAGCCCUAACAAGAGAGGUCCGCCUACAUACAACGAGCACAUAACCAAGCGGGUAGCGUCGAGCCCAGGACCACCUGAAGGUCCCAGCCACCCUCGAGAACCAAGCACACCCCAUCGGUACCGUGAGGGCAGGACAGAGCUGCGAAGGGACAAAUCACCUGGGCGACCACUGGAGAGGGAGAAAUCUCCAGGCCGGCUUUUGAGCACCCGCAGAGAAAGGUCCCCUGGAAGACUGUUUGAUGAAAGCAGCCGAGGACGAAUGCCUGUGAGUGGUGCCAGAACUCCUCUUGCUCAAGUCAACAAGGUCUGGGACCAGUCUUCAGUGUAAGUCUCAGCUAGACAAAGUUACUCAUCUUGACCUGCAG
This is a messenger RNA of Phasianus colchicus (ring-necked pheasant), 6484 nucleotides long. RefSeq names its product citron rho-interacting serine/threonine kinase (gene CIT). Gene Ontology annotation, molecular function: protein serine/threonine kinase activity; ATP binding. Gene Ontology annotation, biological process: protein phosphorylation; mitotic cytokinesis. Lineage: Eukaryota; Metazoa; Chordata; Aves; Galliformes; Phasianidae. The record is from RefSeq and is a predicted model, not a curated record.